AUGACUCCCAAUGAGCAACAGUUUGAACAACGACCUCAUCGGCCUAAAAGGGCAUUAUCAAAAAUUAGUGACGACAAUGUUUUAGGGAUUUCUUGGAAAGAAGAACAGGAAUUACGCAAAGCCAUGUAUGUUUCUCUUAGAGAUCAACAACAAACAAAUUCGGAUUCUAGUCCUUGCAAUCACCUCAUGACAUUACGUUUCCAGUUGGUAAAACAACCAAGUAUAUCAGGACCUAGCAGUACGAAAUUGAGCUUAGCAAAGCCACGGUCAACCAUUCAGUUUAAGCAUGCUAGAAAACAAAUUCGCUCAAAAUUUGUCUCUGGGAAUACCAUCUUUUCUAAAACUAGAAACGCUUCCGAGAGAUCUCCAGAUAAAGAAAUAUUUAAAUGUGAUUCAAACAGCAAUAAAACAAAUAUUGAAUCGACCUAUGAAAAUCACAAACAAUAUGUUGUAAAUACUUCACAAAACACUAGCCACAUUUGCUUACGAAAUUUAUACCAUAGAAGAAAUCCAACUAAUCAAAUUAAUGUCAACAAUCAGUUGAUUGAUAACGAUGCUAACAAGCAAACCCUAUCUAGUUCUGAUGAAACAUUUGAAGUGAACAAUUUAUCAUCAGAUCCUGUUUCAUUCAACUAUAGUCGACGUCCUACUUUGAUGACUGCUUCAAAUUACUUGAAAUCAAAUUCAACUAACACGAAUAGUAAUCAACGGAAACCUGUUAUUAAAAAAAGUCCUAAUUCAUCAACUUCAAGAAAUAGUUCUUUCCGAUCGGAGAACAUUGAUACAUUCGCUACAUGCAGCUCUCCGAAGAAAUCGAUGCACAGUUUUAAAAGAAGAUCAAAACCACUGAUUAAUUCAGUCAGUCAAUUAUUACCUAUUACAGAACCUGAUGAAAACACGUCUAAAUGUUUUCCAAACCUUUAUUGUGAAAAUGAUUUCCAGUUGCUUUCAAAAUCACCAUGUGAACCUUGGCGAGAUGACACUGGUCGACUUGCUUCAGUGCAUGAUUUCAUUAACUUUGUAUGCUUUCACGAUUGCUCAAUGACUGGAGAUCCUAAUACAGAAUGGUUCGCUAGUCCCUACAGUAUGCACAGUCUACCUGUGCCACGUACGUUACAAAGUAAUCUAGGGCCAUCUAACUCCGACCAUAAUAAUAAAAUGUAUUCCAAGACCCCCAACAUAUCAACUCAGCGCAAAAGUUACGAAUCUUCUAACUUACACCGUAUUAUCAACGUUGCAGAUCGUCAAUCUGUUAAACGUUCACCAGUCACUAGGUCAACCAGUUUAUGCGUGGCCAAAAAGCUUGCAUCUAUUCAACCAUCUCCAGCUGUAUAUUCUUCAAAAUCACUCAUUUCUUCACCUUUAAAAAUGGGUGUACCUGAUAAUUGCUUUUUUUCGCCACAACUGCAUCCUUUCAAACAAGUAAAUUUAAGAGCAUGGAACACUAAGUUGAAUCUAUAA
This is a messenger RNA of Schistosoma rodhaini, 1461 nucleotides long. The record is from the annotation of a GenBank genome assembly. NCBI's taxonomy places the organism in Eukaryota, Metazoa, Platyhelminthes, Trematoda, Strigeidida, Schistosomatidae.